Messenger RNA from Symbiodinium pilosum, 1401 nucleotides. The record is from the annotation of a GenBank genome assembly. NCBI's taxonomy places the organism in Eukaryota, Dinophyceae, Suessiales, Symbiodiniaceae.
AUGGAAGGUGCAUUUGGCCUGAGCUUGACCAUCGCAGCGUGCCACGCUCGCAGACAAUGCAGAAGCAAAGCUUCCCAUCGAUUUCGUCGGGUCUGGGCGGCAACAGCCGUGGAGACUCGUGUUGAGUCUCCUCCAGUUGAAGCUGCGCAAAAUGAACCGCCCAACGAACCUAGCGAGCGCAAUCUGAUUGUUCUAUUGGUGGCUGCUGCGUAUGUUAUUUGGCAGAUGGACAAGGUCAAUAUGUCAGUGGCCAUUCUGCCAAUGGCGGAGCAGAUGGGCUGGGACUCCGCCGAUGAAGGCGUGAUACAGAGUUCCAUCUUUUGGGGCUAUGCGGCCACCCAGAUCAUCGGCGGCUUUCUUGCAACACGCUACGGUGGGAAGAGAGUGCUCCUCUUCGCCGUGACACUUUGGUCUUGUGCAACAAUGCUGGCACCCGUGGCUGCGAGCAUGUCCACGCAGGUGUUCAUCGCAAGCCGAGUUCUUGUUGGAAUAGGCGAGGGCUUAGCGCCUGCUGCUGGUCUCCGCAUGGUUGCGACUUGGGUGCCGGAGUCAGAACGCAGCCGGGCUGUGUCCACCCUGGGCAGCGGGAAGACCAGCGGUUCGAUUGCGGGGCUGCUGCUGGCUCCUGUUGUCAUCAACAGUUUGGGCUGGCAAGCCAUGUUUUAUUCCUUCGGAUUCUUGGGCCUGCUCUGGGCAGGGGUCUGGCUUCUUAAGGGCAAGGACCGUGAGGGAAGCUCCACUGUGGCAAGCGAGGAAGCCAUUCCCUGGUUAUCCAUCCUCAGAACUCCGCAGCUUUGGGGUGUGGUCGUGGCCCAUUUCUGCCACGAUUGGGGGGGCUAUGCCUUGCUGACGUGGACUCCCACAUAUCUCAACCAAGCCUUAGGCUACAAUCUGGAAGGUAGUAGCGAGAUAACUGUAAUCCCCAGCGUUUGUGCAGUUGCCGUCGCAGCAGGCAGCGGCAUUCUGGCAGAUAGCCUCCAUGGUAAUGGCAUGGACCUCACUUCUGUGAGGAAGCUUUUCCAAAGCAUCGGCUUCUUUAUUCCUUGUCUGAUGUUGGGACUGCUAGCCACAACUGGGAAUGUGGAGCCGGGUUCGCUUAUGCCGAUUGUCCUGCUUACCUUUGGUAUAGCGUCUGGGGCUUGUUCAUAUGCUGGCCUCUACUCCAGCCAUGCUGACUUGAGUGCAAAGUACAGUGCCUUGGUCAAUGCCAUUUCCACCACUUUUGGUGCUCUGGCAGGAGUGUGCUCAAACGCGUAUGCUGGAUACAUGCUUAAGGCAACAGGAUCCUGGUCGCAGGCCAUUUUCUUGCCGUCCAUCGCACUCUAUGUGGUUGGUUGGGCAGUCUACAUUUCCCUUUACGAUGCUACACCCGUAGACUGGGAUGCGCAAGAUGAGAAAUAG